This is a messenger RNA of Peronospora farinosa, 981 nucleotides long. The record is from the annotation of a GenBank genome assembly. NCBI's taxonomy places the organism in Eukaryota, Oomycota, Peronosporomycetes, Peronosporales, Peronosporaceae.
AUGUCCUUAGGUGAAACACACCGGAAAGAGCGGAAGCAUUUAAAAAAAUCGUCAUUUUCGUCCCGCCACAAAAAAUCUAGUCGUAAAUCGGAGGACAAACGCUCAUUCAAAGCUCAAACGGACAAAACGAGCGACUCAAAACUCUCCAAACGCAUAAAAAAGAUCACUGAAGAGGACUAUUUUCAACGUCAGACGGAAUUUCGAGUGUGGCUCACACAAACGAAAAACAAAUAUGUCGAUGAUUUGUCGACAACGGAAGCCUUGCAUUUAUUCAAUGCUGAGUUUGCUAAAAAAUGGAACCGUGGUAAAUUAGCGACAAUGUUCUAUACAGGACUGCCAGAUGUUGUGGUAGAACAAACAAAACGGACACGUCAUUGCUGGGACUUUGUCGCAAAACUUGGAGAAAAGGAAAAAUUUGAAUUAGCAACGGCAAAAGAUUCGGUCGAUGUCGCGACAAAAAAAGAAGAUUUACUGAAUUUUGGUGACAAAAGAGAGAAAAAAGAACCACUAGGGGAAAGAGAGCCGAGGAAUUAUGGUAAACGUCGAUCGACGCAGGAAAACGAUGAUGACAAGGAUGAAAAAAACAAGCGACGUCAAGUGGAACGUCGAAAAGAACGGGAAUUUCGAGAUACGAUAAUGGAUGAAAUAGCACCAAAAGAAACGGGACGAGAAGCGCAAAUUGAAAAACGACGUCAAGUGGGAGCAAAAUUGCAUGGAGCUGCAAAAGAUCGAGAAAAUGGACGUGAUGGUCUUGAUUUAAGUGAAGAAUUCUUAAUGGGUGGCCAUGGUGAUGACAACAAUGAUUUGAAACGACAAUUGACUCGUCGUGACUUGGCUCGACGCCGGAAAAAGGAGGAGCAAGAGGAAAAACUGGGAGAGUUGAAGGCAAAGGAAUCUGCGCGCAUGGAGAAGUUUCUGGAAAAUAUGGGUCUGACUGGAUCAAAUGCUCGAAAGUCUGCGACCAUAGCUCCACGCCGAUGA